AUGACCGUCAAUGUCUCCACGAUUCUCGUCCCAAAAUCCAAUUGGCGCAGGGCUUGCACGAAUCAGGUGAUCUCGCUAUCUAGGCACAUCACGGGAUUCGAAGUUCCCACGACAUUCCGCCGGUCACUCAUGAAAAAUCUCGACCGCAACAACGACAAGCAGCACGGCCUCGACCGAUUACUGAAAGCAAGUGCAAGUGCGAUAAUUCUGCACCAGCUGCUUCGAAAGGUCCAGUGA
Molecule: messenger RNA, 237 nt
Organism: Aspergillus bombycis
Lineage: Eukaryota; Fungi; Ascomycota; Eurotiomycetes; Eurotiales; Aspergillaceae
Exons: 2
Coding region: 1-237 (78 amino acids)
Source: RefSeq, a predicted model, not a curated record